This is a messenger RNA of Abrus precatorius (Indian licorice), 1263 nucleotides long. RefSeq lists its product as uncharacterized. NCBI's taxonomy places the organism in Eukaryota, Viridiplantae, Streptophyta, Magnoliopsida, Fabales, Fabaceae. Gene Ontology annotation, cellular component: cytosol; nucleus. Bases 173 to 1087 code for a protein of 304 amino acids. The transcript is spliced from 5 exons. Gene Ontology annotation, molecular function: cysteine-type deubiquitinase activity. The record is from RefSeq and is a predicted model, not a curated record. Gene Ontology annotation, biological process: protein deubiquitination; endoplasmic reticulum unfolded protein response.
AGCCACGCGCGUGUGAUUGUAAUAUUGCUUUGGAGAGGCCGUGUGGGUUGUUGGAAUUCUCCAAAAAGCUAUGCUCUGCCACUCACACAUGCAAAUGCAAACGGGUAUGGAUGCGGAUGCCGAUGCGUAAGAUAGUGCAACAAUCAAACACAGCGCACGAUAGCCUUCCCCCAUGCUUGGAGUUCUCUGCGCCACUCGCCCAAAACCGUGGAUCUUCUCUCUCGUUCACGCGUCGCCGGCUCGUCUGGCUCACACCUCGUUCUCUCUUUCUGUCUCGCCGCCGCCGCCACGUUUCGACGGUUUCAUCCGUCGCCGUCAUUCCAGCGACUGUAAACUCUUCGGCUCCGGUGGCGGCGCCGCCUCAAUAUGGCACGCCAUCAUGCCACGCCGUGGUGACGGAUUCCGGCGCGGAGUGGUUACAGUGCAUGAGUUGAAGGGAGAGGGAUCGUGGAACGUGGCUUGGGACGCCCGACCGGCGAGGUGGCUCCACCGUCCUGACUCGGCUUGGCUUCUCUUCGGCGUGUGUGCGUGCCUCGCACCUCCGGUUUGUGUCGAUGUCGAUUCCGAAGCGGCGCCCGGAGCUGCUGCAGUGGUCUCCGACGAGAUUUGCAGGAGAGAGGAAUUGGUGGAUAAAGAAGAGAAGGAUGAGGUUUUUGCUGAUUACAGAGUAACUGGGGUGCCUGCUGAUGGUCGGUGUUUGUUUAGAGCAAUAGCUCAUAGUGCUUGCUUGAGAAAUGGAGAAAAAGCACCUAAUGAGAAUGAGCAGAGGGACUUGGCUGAUGAAUUAAGAGCUCGAGUGGUGGAUGAGUUGCUAAAACGGCGAGAGGAAACAGAAUGGUUUAUAGAAGGAGAUUUUGAUGCAUACGUGAAGAGAAUUCAACAGCCUUAUGUAUGGGGCGGAGAACCAGAGCUGUUAAUGGCUUCGCAUGUCUUGAGGACGCCAAUAUCUGUUUUCAUGAGAGACCCAAGCUCAGUUGAUUUGGUAAACAUAGCAAAAUAUGGCGAAGAAUAUAGAAACGGCGAAGAAAAUUCCAUCAAUGUGCUGUUUCAUGGAUACGGUCACUAUGAUAUGUUAGAGAACUUGUGACCAAAGAUGCAUGGAAAUAAACCGUUAGUACAGCGCAAAACUCACUUCCUUUAAUCAUAUGUGAUUUAAGACCUUAUUACACAAGUUCCUUUUCCAUUCGUUUUGAGAAUAUUCAAGUGAAUUUAAUAAUUUCUAGGAUUGUAGUUUUAAGUUAUAGCAAUUUAAGUAACAUCUCU